Molecule: messenger RNA, 3409 nt
Organism: Penicillium brasilianum
Lineage: Eukaryota; Fungi; Ascomycota; Eurotiomycetes; Eurotiales; Aspergillaceae
Source: the annotation of a GenBank genome assembly
CGCGAGCCCGUUGAUUGGCUGAACCUCGUUUUCCAUAGAUUGAAUCUCUCGGGCCCAGGGUCGCGAACGUUGGAAAGCCAAAUCAUGUUCGGGAUCCAGGGGUUGUGGUAGUAUCAGUUAUUGAUGUCGAGAAAUGGACAAUAGUCAUUCUAUUUUAGCGGACAAUAAAGACCGAGUUCGAGUUCGACCUCCGGAGAGAUCUGCUUUUCCCCGCUUCAAAAGUCCCAUUCCUCUCGUCUUUCCAUUCUUUUUCCACCACUUCCAUUCUCCAAGUCACCGCCAUACACUCUUCCAACUCACCACUGCCCCCCCUUUAAUCCCCUGCUUUUUCUUUCCCCCACCAACCCAUCUCAAUUAUCUCCAAACCUCUCUUUCUCCCUUGAAUUUCUGAAUUCAUUGGCCUUUGUCGCAGUAUUCCGUUGAGCAAAUCCUCGCAGUGCGAGGACGGCACUCCUUUUCAUCGCUCUGGUCGCUCUGCCACCGAACAGGAACAGGAGCCACUAGCUUCGAGGGAGCCUCAGGAGGUCUCGGCGCGCCCAAUCCACUUUCCUCGCUCUUUCGCGUCCCUAAUUCCUGAAAGAUGGCCUCGUACGGCAAUGGCACCAUGUACUCACCGGACCAGUUUAUGAACCCGGGGCCGGCUCCCCGCCCCCCGACUGAUCGUCCCAAGUUGACGCUCCCCACCAACAACAAUGUCGCGACUUCGUUCGGCCAGAUGUCGAUUAAUUCUCCUAGUACGCCGGGCCCCGGCGGCAAUCUCUCCUUGUUCCCCAAUACCAGCACCCCCAGUUUGGCCCGCGCCCAGACGGGCGGUAGCGGUGGCCUCCAAAUCAUCAAAGAAGGCUACGUGCGUUGCAAGGAAGACAAAUUUUUGGCCACCUGGAAUCAGCGCUACCUAGUCCUGCGCGACUUCAAGAUUGAUUUCUUAAAGAGCGAGUCUGGCAAAGUGGUUUUGUCAUUCCCCCUCGCGACCGUCACCGCCGUCGCAAGAUCCGAGGAAUCGAAAAUGGCCUUCGAGGUCACACGCCUGGCCAACCCUAAGGACGCCGCUUCCAAGACUGCGAUGAUAACCCGGGAUGUUCCCACCAAGACCAUUACCUGCGAGGUAAAAUCCGACGAUGAGAUCUAUGAGUGGAUUGAUAAGAUCUAUGAGCGCUGCCCUGGCAUGGGCGGUGUCAGCAACCCGACCAAUUUCAGCCACCGCGUCCAUGUCGGCUUUGAUCCGCAGACUGGCGCGUUCGUGGGCUUGCCUCCAGAAUGGGAGAAGCUGCUGACCGCCUCUGCAAUCACCAAGGAGGAUUACAAGAAGAAUCCCCAGGCCGUGAUCGAGGUCCUCGAGUUCUACUCGGAUAUCAAGAUGCGGGAACAAAACCCGCAAUACUAUGCUGGUAUGAGUGGUCCUGGAGGAGCGCAGCCGAAGCCCCUGGGUAGCAACGCAGUGGGCAACUCGAUUGCCCCUCCGCGCCCUCCACCUCCGGGCCCCCUGCAGCGUCUCGACAGCGGCCAAUCAAAGGGCUCCAUGGAUAGCUCGAUGCGUUCUGCUACAUCUUCCCCCGGCCAGCUAGGUCCGGAGUCUGACCGUGCGGCCGAACAGCAGCAGCAAUUGGAGCGGAUGAAGCAGUUGGCAGAGCAAGAGCGUCGUCGUGUAGAAGAAGAGCAGCGCCGUAAGGAAGAUGCUGCGUACAACGCAUCCAUCCCUCAGACCCGCGUUCCAUUGGCCAAGCAGGAGAUUGGUGGCUACGGCGGUUCGGAUCCCUCGAUGAACAGCCGUUACCAGCCCAGUCGUCCGGCUCCCCAGGCACCCGGCUCGGGGGCUCGUGCCCCCGGAGGUCAACCACUUACGGCUCAACGACCUGCGCCCGCUCCUCCUUCGCAGAGUCCCUAUGGGCAAGGCUCUACCCGUACUCCUGCCGGCGGCAGCUCUCGCGACGAUACUCAAGGCUCCCCCUCCCGCUAUGCUCCCAAUGACCCUCGCGCACAGACAUCAUCCAGUCGUCAGCCCCAAGCCAAUGGCAGCAAGGGCCAGCAAGGGCCUCCACCGAGCCGCCUGCCUGCUCCGGUCCAGGCUGUGAAGCCACUCAACAUUGCCAACAAGCAGCCCGGCACGAAGCAGCAGGCUGUUCCGGAUGGUGUUCGCCAGGCCGAGGCCGCUCUCACCAAGAAGCCCGAGCCGAGCAGCAAGAAGGAGGUUCGCAUGUCGGCCAUGAGUGAGAAUGAGGUGAUGGAUCGUCUGCGGUCAGUGGUGUCCAAGGACAACCCCAACGAAUCGUACAGCAAGCAGCGUAAGAUUGGUCAGGGUGCCUCCGGAUCCGUGUACGUGGCUCGGGUUAAGGAGGGUGCGACAUCGCCCGUCGCGCACGAGCUGUACCGCCAGUACGGCCCUCGAUGCCAGGUGGCUAUUAAGCAGAUGGAUCUGCGGAGCCAGCCUCGCAAGGAGCUGAUUGUGAAUGAAAUUAUUGUGAUGAAGGAUAGUCAACAUGCCAAUAUUGUCAACUUUUUGGAUUCAUUCUUGCAGGAGUCGAGCAAUGAGCUCUGGGUUGUGAUGGAGUUUAUGGAGGGUGGUGCUUUGACGGACGUCAUCGAUAACAACCAGGUGAUUACUGAGAACCAGAUUGCGACUAUCUGCCAUGAGACUUGCAAGGGACUGGCGCAUCUCCACAGCCAGAAUAUCAUUCACCGCGACAUUAAGAGUGACAACGUCUUGCUCGACCGGGUCGGCCACGUUAAGAUCACCGACUUUGGUUUCUGUGCCAAGUUGACCGAGUCAAAGAGCAAGCGUGCCACUAUGGUUGGCACCCCCUACUGGAUGGCGCCCGAGGUGGUCAAGCAAAAGGAAUAUGGACCCAAGGUCGACUGUUGGUCUUUGGGUAUCAUGGCCAUUGAGAUGAUCGAGUCCGAGCCUCCAUAUCUCAACGAGGAGCCUCUCAAGGCUCUGUACUUGAUUGCCACCAACGGCACGCCCCGAUUGAAGAAGCCGGAGAAGUUGAGCAAGGAGCUCAAGGCCUUCCUCAGCGUGUGUCUUUGCGUAGACGUCCGCAGCCGUGCUACUGCCGACGAGCUGUUGGCUCACGAGUUCCUCCAGACUGGUUGCAGCCUUGCCAGUCUGGCCGAGCUACUGCGUUGGAAAAAGGCCAACGGUCAAUAAACGAGAGGACGAGCCACUUUCUGCCCGUUUCAUCCGAUGACCCUAGGAUCCCUCCCCUUGCUCUCUCUAUGCUGGAUCUAGUCAGCUGCCUAUGAUGUGAAACUCACCAUGUUAGAUUUCAUGUCGAUAUUAUCUUGAGCUGAAGGUUUCUUCUUUUCUGUCUGUUCUUAGCUUGUACAUAGAUGAUAUCCCCCUCUCUACCCCGAGGAGAGAAUUGCACGUACUGCCUUGCCAAUGUGAGGCUGCCCUUGACUUUAAGCUUAA